Cladocopium goreaui is the source of this 1155-nucleotide messenger RNA. The record is from the annotation of a GenBank genome assembly. NCBI's taxonomy places the organism in Eukaryota, Dinophyceae, Suessiales, Symbiodiniaceae.
AUGGCGAACCGCACGGACCCGGAUGCGGACACCGUUCACGGGGCGAACCCGCAGUUCCUGGUGGAUCGCAUCGUCCGGGUGAAGAUCUACAACGACGCCUAUUGGAAGGAGUAUUGCUUCGGUUUGACCACCGAAUCUCUCAUCGACGAGGCGGCCAAGUUGGAUUACGUGGCCGGCACCUAUGGCGGCCGCCGACGCCCCUCGCGAUUUCUCUGCCUCUUCCUGAAGUUGCUGCAGAUUCAGCCGGAUGAGGAUGUGGUUCUAGAAUACAUCAAGCAGCCUGAACUGAAAUAUCUCAGGGCCCUAGGCUGCGCGUAUCUCCGGAUCACUGCCAGGUAUCUGACGGUCUACCAGACCCUGGAGCCACUCUUCGCGGACUACCGCAAGCUGCGGUACCGCAACAUGCAGGGCAAGAUGUCCAUGAUUCGCAUGGACGAGUUUAUCGAUUGGCUCAUGAGAGAAGAGACCAUUUGUGACGUCACAAUGCCGCAGAUGCCCAAGAGAGAAAUCCUGGAGCAGACGGGGCAGCUGGAUGUCUAUCAAAGUGUUCUGGAGGAUGACCUCGAAGAUCUGGAGGAGCUGGAACGAUCUUUGAAGGAGCAAGCGAAGGAGGAGGCUCCUGCGGCAGAGAAGGCAGAGGCUUCGAUGACGAAGGAAGCCGAAGAUGGUGAAGGCGAGAAGGGUGAGGUCGAAGAGAAGCGAAGAGAGGAGAGGAGGGAUGAUCGGCGAGACGAUCGAAGAGAUAGAAGAGAUGAGAGGGAAAGAAGAGACAGACGAGAUGGACGCGAUGAUGAUGACCGGAAGGAGAGAAGAGAAAGAAGAGACGAUGAGAAGAAGAGGAAAGAUCGGGAUGACCAUCGGGACCGAGAAGAGAGAAGGGAAAAGAAAGAGAAGAAGGAUAAAAAGGAAAAGGACGAGAAGAAAAAGAAGCCAAAGUAUGCCAAUAAGGCAGAUGAAGAGAGAGCUGCAGGCCAUUCAAAGAACGACAAGGAUGGUCUGACGGUGGAGGAGUCGAACGAGAUUCGCAAACGCUUGGGGCUGAAACCGCUCCGGUUUGAGCGACAUCUCUUUCAUGCCACCUGGGGCUUGGAGGAUCGAAGGGAAGGCUUCCAGGCCUUCAUCGAAAAACGCGCCGCCAAGUGGAAGGAUUGCUGA